This is a messenger RNA of Camelina sativa (false flax), 1141 nucleotides long. Its product is annotated as proline--tRNA ligase, cytoplasmic-like. Lineage: Eukaryota; Viridiplantae; Streptophyta; Magnoliopsida; Brassicales; Brassicaceae. The record is from RefSeq and is a predicted model, not a curated record. Gene Ontology annotation, biological process: prolyl-tRNA aminoacylation. Gene Ontology annotation, molecular function: proline-tRNA ligase activity; ATP binding. Gene Ontology annotation, cellular component: aminoacyl-tRNA synthetase multienzyme complex; cytoplasm.
AACCAAUGGUGCAAUGUUGUUAGAUGGGAGUUCAGCAACCCAACCCCAUUUAUCCGGAGCCGUGAGUUCCUUUGGCAGGAAGGACACACUGCAUUCGCCACAAAAGAAGAAGCAGAUGCAGAGGUCCUUCAAGUUUUGGAGCUUUACCGUCGCAUAUAUGAAGAUUAUCUCGCAGUCCCGAUUGUGAAAGGUAUGAAGAGUGAAAAUGAGAAGUUUGCUGGGGGACUGUACACUACAAGUAUUGAGGCUUUCAUUCCCAACACUGGUCGUGGUGUACAAGGUGCAACCUCUCAUUGUUUGGGUCAAAACUUUGCAAAGAUGUUUGAGAUCAACUAUGAGAAUGAGAAAGGAGAGACAGCAAUGGUGUGGCAGAAUUCAUGGGCCUACACUACUAGGACGAUUGGAGUGAUGAUUAUGACUCAUGGAGAUGACAAAGGCCUGAUACUCCCUCCUAAAAUCGCACCUGUGCAAGUUGUUGUGAUCCCUGUGCCCUACAAAGAUGCUAAUACGCAAGGAAUUUUCGAUGCUUGUAUUGCUACUGUAUCUGCCUUGUCUGAAGCCGGGAUUCGUGCUGAAGAAGAUUUAAGGGACAACUACUCUCCUGGAUGGAAGUAUUCAAACUGGGAAAUGAAGGGUGUUCCUUUGAGAAUUGAGAUUGGACCCAGAGAUCUGGAAAAUGAUCAGGUCAGUCAGAACUGUGGACGUGACAACGGAGUGAAGGAAGAUAUCCCAAGAGGUGGCUUAGUCGAACAUGUUAAGGAACUGCUUGUGAAGAUCCAGGAAAACAUGUUUGAAGUUGCAAAACAAAAGAGGGAAGCAUGUGUUGAAGUGGUUAAGACUUGGGAUGAGUUUAGCAAUGCUCUUAAGGAGAAGAAACUCAUCUUAGCUCCCUGGUGUGAUGAAAAGGAAGUGGAGAUAGACGUUAAGCAACGUACUAAAGGUGAAACUGGAGCAGCUAAAACCCUAUGUUCUCCAUUUGAUCAGCCAGAACUCCCUGAAGGUACUCUCUGCUUUGCUUCAGGAAAGCCUGCCAAGAAAUGGACUUAUUGGGGCAGGAGUUACUAGUUUACUAAAAUGUUCAUUUACUUUUUGUUUGUAAAACACUCCCUCCCUCAACUCAAGUGCAUUGUGCGUUGAUUUG